Molecule: messenger RNA, 903 nt
Organism: Aedes albopictus (Asian tiger mosquito)
Lineage: Eukaryota; Metazoa; Arthropoda; Insecta; Diptera; Culicidae
Product: probable ATP-dependent RNA helicase DDX43
Exons: 3
Coding region: 1-903 (300 amino acids)
Molecular function (GO): RNA binding; RNA helicase activity
Source: RefSeq, a predicted model, not a curated record
AUGCGGACACACCGACGGCACCGAUUCCAAACCCAGUGCAGGAUUUACGUGAAUGUUGGAGGAAAUCAAGCCGAAGCCCGGGGCGGAUGGAACGUUCUAGUGAUGGCACCAGCUGGCCCUGCAAAUCGAGGAAGUAUUCAAGCCACUGGCCACGAGGAAGUAACUGGCCCUGCAAAUCGAGGAAGUAUUUCAACUAUUCGGGACAUCGAAGCAAUUUGUACGAACGGUAGUGGCGGUCGGAAAGCGCAGAACAAGAAGGUUAAAGGUGGCGUGGAGAUCAUCAUUGCUACGCCCGGUCAGCUGAACGAUCUAGUGGCUGCCAACGUCAUCGAUAUUUUAUCAUCAUUGCCUAUCUGGUGUACGUCGGAACGCUGUAUCUGGCCGCAAUGCACACCGUCACCGAAUAAGUAUAUACGGGUGACGAACUUCGUGAUCAACAUAGAGCCCAAAGACAAGAUCAUCAUCUUUUGCGGCCGGAAGAAGAGGGCCGAUGAACUAUCGAGCGAACUUGUUCUGUCCGGCAUAACUUGUACCAGCUUACACGGCGAUCGGGAACAGGCUGACCGUGAGCAGACCCUGGAGGACAUCAAAUCUGACAAUGUUUGGGUCCUUUGCGCAACGGAUGUGGCCUCACGAGGAGGAGUAUGUGCACCGAUUGGACUGGACAAGUCGCGAAGUGUAGUUUUCCUGAGCUUCACGCGAAACGACUGGGCGGUGGCUUCGGACCUGAUAAAAAUUUUGAAGAAAGCCGAGCAGGAAGUACCGACGAGAUUCGCCAGAUGGCUGACCGGUUCGCUGCCAAUGAGCGAGAAGGCCAAGAAAAAAUUGGUCGACGGGAUGGCGGCGGUGGUGGUCAAUGGUAAAUAUAGUGCUGCUUUAGAACCUUACUGUCGGGAUUCGUGA